Messenger RNA from Miscanthus lutarioriparius, 1014 nucleotides. The record is from the annotation of a GenBank genome assembly. Lineage: Eukaryota; Viridiplantae; Streptophyta; Magnoliopsida; Poales; Poaceae.
AUGCCGCUCGACUCGCUCAUUUGCAACCCACCAUCUACCGCACUCAAUCCUAAGAAUUUGGCGCUCGGAGUCGACGAUUCAUACGACGCGCGGCGAAGGCAUCGGUUUGGCGUGGGAGCCCAGGUCCACUCAGAAGCGACACCGUACGGGCGCACCUUCCUCGCCCGCUCCGAGGUGACGCCGUUCCGCCGCACCUUCCUCGGCCGCUCCGCCGCGGUGCCAGCCGGCAGCCGACCGAUGGCCGGUGGCUCUCCUCCCGUCCUCUGUUCUUCCCAGCCCCAGAUCCCGGCGGCGAGUCCGUCCACGCUUCCAGUGCGUGCAGUUGCAGCGGCGCAGCCAGUCUCCGACGCGACGGUCCAGCCCGGCCGCGGCUCCUCCCACAGCUGGCUGUUUGGGGUGGUGGCCGUGCCCGAUAACAAGGAUGUAGGCGUUGAGGUGGUGGCCGUGCCUCUGCUCCUGACCUGUUCCCCUGGGUUGGUGAGCUUGGCAGGUAUCGCAGCAGCUCCGCCUGCAUCAGAAGCCGUAGCCGACGCGGAGCUUGCAAGUACUGAAACGGUGGCCACCCCGACCACUCUUCCUGGUCAGGGGAAUGUUACUGCCAUGGUUAUGUCUUCGUCAGCAGUUGAAACCUUCCGAUCGGUCGCCACUCAUGGGACUUUCUUCAACAAGUUAGCCAUGAAAACCACAAGCGUGCUGCCUACUCCGAGCUUCCCAAAAUUCAAGAAGAAGAUCAGGACGCCGGUGGCGCCACCACGGCGCAGCCGCCGUCUUGCAGGCGUCGGAGUUGAGUUCUCUAUUGACCGGGAGCAGAGCAGAUGCAAGAAGCGAGUUAUGCGACCCUUGGAAGUCCUCUGUGAUCAAGAUGGGAUUCACGAAGCUGCUCUUGAUGAGUACGCCAAGCUGUUCUCUCAACCCCUGUCUGACACUCAUUCGUUGGCUUUGGCUUGUCUAUUCAGAUGGCGCACACCGGAGGAGCUGAUAGAGGGCAGCAGCGAGGCACUGGUUGUCCAGUAA